CGGGGAGUGUUUAACCAUAACAACAAAACAAGGGAAGGUGGCCGUGUAGGCGAAAUUAAUCUAUAAUCCCUGUCUUGACCUCACCAUACUUGCCUCUAUAAUAGACUGACCAUAAGUUGACCCUUCGUGGUUACAUGUUUAGGUUUACUGCUAUUAUAGUUUACUGAAACAGAAACUCCAACAUUCAAAAUGUUUUUGUAAUUGAAAUGGCUAAAUCUUUGAUUACACUUCGGAGGUGAAAACAAACUACUUUGCACCCAUCCCCCUUAAUUGUACAACAGUGUUGUUUUACGUCAUUUUCUUUCCGUCCUCACAGGGCAUCCACACUUUGAGACUGUCCGCUCCCAAGAUGUCAACAUGCACCACUUGUAGGGAUGUUUAACAACUGAUCGGAUGUCUUGGAUUUCCUGCAAACAUCACCAAGAUAUUUUUUCUCAGUGGACAACAAACAGCAUGAUUUUGAACGGAGAAACAAGCCCGAGUGAAGACAAUCUGGUCACUUUGAUGGAAAGCUCAGAUCAGUGUCUGACUAUGUGAAUUGAAAAGUAUUGAAGUCAAUUCAUCUGUUCCCAGACAUCUGCAGUGUUUUUUUUUUUAAAGGAUGCACUGAACCAUGUAGGGAUUGAAUCAAGAACAAAAAGACUUCACCAACAGGUACCUGCUUAUUGUCCAUGUGAAGAUACCCAGCGGGAGUGUGGAGGAGGAUAGACUCUUAGGUUUGGUAGUUUGCAGAACCAGCCCCUGAAGAUGCUGCAGUCUGGUAACUACUCUCUGGUGCUGCUCAUACAGCUGACACUUUUGGCCUAUGACCUCUUUGUCAACUCCUUCAGUGAACUCCUGAGGGCAGCGCCUGUCAUCCAACUAGUGCUUUUCAUCAUCCAGGACAUUGCCAUCUUGUUCAACGUGAUCAUCAUCCUGCUGAUGAUGUUCAACACCUACGUGUUCCAGGUCGGCCUGGUGUCCCUGCUAGUGGAGAGAUUCAGGGUUCUGCUGAUGUUUUCGGCUCUGUACCUGACCCUCAGCAUCUGCUUCCACAGCUGGGUGUUGAACCUUAGGUGGCUCGACUCAAACCGUUUUAUUUGGACUGACGGUCUUCAAGCUCUUUUUGUUUUCCAGAGAGCAGUGGCUGUUUUGUAUUACUACUUAUACAAACGCACAGCAGAGUAUAUGGGAGACCCACGGCUGUACGAGGACUCUCUGUGGCUGCGAGAGGCCUUCGCAAGAGCUCGACAGUGAAGAUGGGACUUCUUGAGAUCACCAUCAGCUGUAGGACAUUUUGGACUGUUUUUAUAAUUAAGAAAAAAAUGCAUCAUACCCUUGAACAUAUGGCACAAGCAAAGUGCUGACUUAGAAAUCUGAUGGAACUCACUAACAGGUCAAGGGGCUGAGACAAAGUGUCAGCCAUUAUUUUUGUCUACUGCCUCUGGGUAGCCCGGCAGUGAGCCAGUCAAAUGGUUUACAUUGGCAGGUAAGUCUAACGUGACAGUAUUGUAUUAAUCAGGAUUGGCUCUUAUCUCUGUGGCCUUGGUUAAUCCGUUUGUGUUGCAGACAUAAUGAAACAGUGUUGAAGAUGCAGUUAGUUUGAUUGUGACUGUUAUGCUGUACCUUUUGUAAAAAAAAAAAAAAAAAAAGUAUUGUUAUAGUUCUUUUUUAAUGAAAGUGUGUUGUUCUCAACUAGGGAGGAAACCUGUUGGGUUGUUUUGCCUUGUAAGGUUAGUUUGAGCUGUUUACAUGGUUAACAUACUUUUAAUAAGCCAAUUUUCACAUGUACCCAGUUGUCUUUGAGCAGGGAUCUUUGAAUGGUCUUCCUGUUGUUUUUAUUAAAUAAUCCAUGUCUAA
Molecule: messenger RNA, 1839 nt
Organism: Labrus mixtus (cuckoo wrasse)
Lineage: Eukaryota; Metazoa; Chordata; Actinopteri; Labriformes; Labridae
Gene: tmem138
Product: transmembrane protein 138
Exons: 4
Coding region: 748-1236 (162 amino acids)
Cellular component (GO): cilium
Source: RefSeq, a predicted model, not a curated record